This is a messenger RNA of Bactrocera dorsalis (oriental fruit fly), 3658 nucleotides long. It is a transcript of the gene Atg1, whose product is annotated as serine/threonine-protein kinase unc-51. Gene Ontology annotation, biological process: autophagosome organization; axon extension; protein autophosphorylation. The coding region runs from base 766 to 3411 and encodes 881 amino acids. Lineage: Eukaryota; Metazoa; Arthropoda; Insecta; Diptera; Tephritidae. The transcript is spliced from 12 exons. Gene Ontology annotation, molecular function: protein serine/threonine kinase activity; ATP binding. Gene Ontology annotation, cellular component: autophagosome; cytoplasm. The record is from RefSeq and is a predicted model, not a curated record.
GGAGAUUUUUUACAUAUGUACACAUCUGAUAUAUAUACGCAUUCGUUUUGGAUGUAAUUGAACUGCGAAACAAAUUUCGCACUUAUCAUUUUGGAUGGUCAUAUUUAUUGCUCAGCGGCCAUAAAUUGAUGUAAAAAGUGAAAAGUUAGGAAAACAUUGUUUAGAAUUUAAUCUUUUGAAAAUUUAGUUAAUUUCUAGGUGUGUGUAAUACAUUAUUGCGUUGCUUUUAAUAGGAACGUUCAACGCUGUGAAAAUAUAGCACAUGAUAUGCUAAUGAGUGAAAUAAACUAACAGUGAAUCUUGAAGCAAUUUGAUUUUAUUCUCUAUCUAAAAACGUAUUAUGGAGAGAAAAAUUUUUUAAAGAUAUAUGCUAUAAUUUGUAACCGGAAUAACGCAGAAAAAUUCGAUUUUACAUUUCCCGUAUAUUCGUGAAUGAUUAAAUAAAACCCAAUAUAUCAGAUGCGAAAGAUAACAUAGUAAACAAUAGAAUUAGCCAAUGAAAAAUUGAUUUUCCACAUAAAUGUAACAGCAAUAUUCCUAUAUAUAUAAUAAUUGCAUAUAUAUUGAAAUCAUUUCAUCCAGUUUUAGUGUUGAAUAAGUAAAACGUCCAUAUUGACGGAUUAUAAACAUAUACUAGUUUAUUUCUUUUUACAAUUAAUGACAUACUUAAGUGUUAAAUAUCAGUUGUUUUCGUAACGAUUGCAAACAGAUGUACUAAAGAGUAAAUAAGAUUGUAGUACUUUCAUUCCAUUUCGGUGUAACAUAAUGAACAUUGUCGGAGAAUAUGAAUAUAGUUCGAAGGAUAUGCUUGGCCAUGGCGCUUUUGCCGUCGUAUAUAAGGGACGUCAUCGCAAGAAACAUUUUCCAGUGGCUAUUAAAUGUAUAACUAAAAAGGGAUUGAUUAAAACUCAAAAUUUACUUGGAAAAGAAAUAAAAAUCUUAAAAGAAUUAACAGAGUUGCAUCAUGAGAAUGUCGUGGCGUUGUUGGACUGUAAAGAAUCACAAGACUGCGUCAACUUGGUCAUGGAGUAUUGUAAUGGCGGUGAUUUAGCAGAUUACCUCACUGUUAAGGGCACUUUAAGUGAAGACACUGUCAGACUCUUUCUUAUACAGUUGGCCGGUGCCAUGAAAGCACUUUAUACCAAAGGAAUAGUCCACCGUGAUCUUAAGCCACAAAAUAUUUUGCUUUCACACAAUUAUGGCAAAACUUUGCCUACGCCAUCGAAAAUCACACUGAAAAUAGCGGAUUUCGGGUUUGCACGUUUUUUGAAUGAAGGCGUUAUGGCAGCAACACUUUGUGGGUCUCCAAUGUAUAUGGCACCUGAAGUUAUCAUGUCGUUACAAUAUGAUGCUAAAGCUGAUCUCUGGUCCCUGGGUACAAUUGUCUACCAAUGUUUGACUGGCAAAGCUCCUUUUUUUGCACAAACCCCUAAUGAGUUAAAGGGUUACUAUGAAAAAAAUGCCAACUUGGCACCAAAAAUACCAAGCGGUGUCUCACCUGAUUUGCGAGAUUUACUGUUGUGUUUGUUGCGGCGCAAUGCCAAGGAUCGGAUCUCUUUUGAGAGUUUUUUCAGUCAUCGUUUCUUACAGGGGAAAUCGCCUAUAUAUGGUACACCUACUGAUGUGCCCCCGCAGAUGAGUUUGGAUACUAUUCCAGUAAAACCGAAAAGUUCUCAAAAGCUGCAUGAAAAGCCCCUGCAGCUUCCUGAGGCUAAUGUUGAUGCUAUUACAGCACAACCGGAUGAUACCUCAGUUUCAAUUGCGGAAAAUCCAGCUAUCUGUGCUACCAUUACAAAUGUUGGGGUGCUUUGUGACAGCGAAAACAACAGCGAUUCGUCUGGGUCGCCAGAGGAUUCAGAUGAUUUUGUUCUGGUGCCUAAGAAUCUACCAGAGGAUCAAAAUGUCAUUGAAUAUGAGAAGAAGUACGAAAUACGUACAUAUGGUAAAUUAAAUAUACCUAAACGUUACUCUUUCCUUCAAACUAGGCACUCAGCAUGCCAGGCUGCACAAACAGCAAACCAAUUAAACCCACUACGACCAAACAGUCUACCAAUAUCUGAACCCAAACCAGUUCCUGCUCCAGCUCGUCGGUUUUCGUCAAAUACCACUGAUACUGCAUCUGGGAGCAAUGCGUCGCCUGCGGGUCGUACUAAUGUUAAUAGUGAUAAAGUUCAACGACCACGUCCAAAUAUUUGCAACGAGAUUGUAAUUGCAACAUCCCCUAAACAACCCAGUGUGGUCACACAAUUUCCGCGGUCACAGCCUAUUAGUGUAAAACAACGCGCUGAACAUCGUAAAAAUAGUGUAAGCAGCGAUAUUAAUUCCAUUUCACCACCAGCGGUUCAAUUUGCUAUUGGUACACCGCCCGCCCGUCGCCGUUCUGCGUCGGGUAGUUCACUAUCGGAGACACCACCACCAAGUGCUCCAUGUACUUGGCAGGUAAGUCCAGGUACCCAGACUCAAUCCCCUCUACGACGAUCAGGUCACAGUUCACCGAUUCUUCCUUCUGUAUUGGCUAAAUUGCCGACACUGGGUAGCCCAACGUUGAUUGUAGCACCUGGUUCUGUCAAUUCGAUUGGCUCCGGUUCUUGUGGCUCAGAGAAUAAUAACCAACAUCCCGUAUUGGGUCCGCGCGCAUUUACACUACCCGAGCUCGGUGCCACAGGAGGUUUGCAAAGUCUUUUGGAUACAGCCAGUAGUCGUGCUACCGGUACAGAGGGCAAUCAACUUCAUACUUUCCAUGCGCCUGAAUUAUCGGAAGAAACACUUUUGGACCGCGAACAUAAUGAGACUUUAUCAAAGUUGAACUUUGUUUUGGCUCUUACUGAUUGUAUCCAAGAAGUUGCAGACUCGCGUUGCGCACCUCUUUCAGCCGUCAUGGCUGUGGGUGGAACAUCAAACGAUCAACAAUCCAUACCGCCACAUGCACCUGAACACUGCAAACGAGCUGAAAGAUUGGUAUUAUUGGUGCGUGCUUUACAGCUCCUCUCAAGUGGCUUAAACUUAGCAUCUCAACAGCUACGCAGCGGAAGCUUGAAACCUUCUUCAAAUGUUAAGAAUGCUUUGUUGGCAAUGAAUUCUAAAUAUCGAUCGAUUCUCUUUGAGUCUAAGAGAUUGAAUGGUUCCGGUUUGCUUCAAAAAGCUAAUGCGUUCAACAUUACAGCCGAUAAAAUUCUCUAUGAUUAUGCUUUAGAUAUGUGUCAGGCCGCUGCUUUGGACGAGUUGCUUAGUAAUACAAAAAAUUGUUUUGAACGCUAUAACACCGCACAUAUACUGCUACAUUCGCUAGUUCAAAAAUGCAAUCAUCCUCAGGAUAAAAUGCUAUUGAAUAAAUAUCGUGAUGCUGUUGAGAAACGUUUAAAUAUCUUGCAACAACAAGGCUAUAUAUAUGUGACUGAUGAAAGCUCUUAAGAUUCCGAAUAUAGGGUUUAUAGUUCAGUUGGGAGCCUUCCGUUUUCCUAUCAGCAAUCAUCUAUUUUAUUACUAUUCGAGUAUCUUAAAAUAUAAUUUAAGUAAAAUAAUAUUUUGCUAAUAUUUUAAUUUUUCGUUUGUGUAUGUAUCUAUGUAUGAGAAUUAAUUAUAAGGAAAUUCACGUACGUGCUUACAUACAUAUAUGCAUAUUAAAUAUAUUUCCUACGAAGAGAAUGUAUCCGAAUAA